Cydia amplana is the source of this 4690-nucleotide messenger RNA. It is a transcript of the gene Dab, whose product is annotated as protein disabled. Lineage: Eukaryota; Metazoa; Arthropoda; Insecta; Lepidoptera; Tortricidae. Gene Ontology annotation, cellular component: cytoplasm. The transcript is spliced from 21 exons. Bases 234 to 4643 code for a protein of 1469 amino acids. The record is from RefSeq and is a predicted model, not a curated record.
UAUCUCGCUUCAGCUCCAUCUUUUUAUUUAAACGGUGUUCUUAGAUAGCGGCUAAAUGUUAAUUCGAUCACAUAAGCUUUCCUUAUAUUUUGCGAUGUAUGUUGUAAGCAUGGAAGCUAUUCACCCUAAGCGUUCCGAGUUGUGCUCAUGUCAUAAUUAGUGAUCCCUGAUUUGGACAGAGAGUCUGAGGCGGCGAGCGGCGGCGGAGUAAUAGUACGUUUAGUAAGUGAAAUAUGCAGGUGUGUCAUUUCCAGCAUCUCUUGAGGCAGUUCGACAAGAACGAGCCGGGCCGUUUCCUGGGCGAGGGGGUGUCGUUCCGGGCGAAGCUGAUCGGGGUGUUGGAAGUGCCGGAGGCGCGGGGGGACAGGAUGUGCCAAGAGGCGCUGGCGGACCUGAAGAUGGCGAUCCGGGCGGCGGGCGAACACAAACAGCGGAUACAGGUGCACGUCGCCAUUGACGGCCUGAGGCUGCGGGAUGACAAGACUGGCGACUCGUUAUACCACCAUCCCGUGCACAAGAUCUCCUUUAUCGCCCAGGACAUGACGGACUCGCGCGCGUUCGGCUACAUAUUUGGCGCUCCCGAUACCGGCCACCGGUUCUUCGGCAUUAAGACUGAUAAAGCUGCUAGUCAAGUAGUCAUAGCAAUGCGGGACCUGUUCCAAGUGGUGUUCGAGCUGAAGAAGAAAGAGAUAGAGCUAGCGAAACAGCAGCUCGAGGGGAAAUCCGUCACCAGCAGUCUAGUGAGGCAUACGUCCACCAUCACCGAUGUUAAAUCUAAGAGUAUCACAACGAUCGGUGAAACGAGCUCAUUGACUCCAAAAAACCAAGACACAGCCGAAGGUGGCGUUGCAGAAUUAGUCGAUUUGGAGCAAGAACUCAGCUCUUUGAGAAGGGGGCUCACGCAGGUCGAGGGCCUGACGCCGUCCACGGACCCGUUUGGGGACUCGUUUAUAAGGCCGUCACAGAAAGGUCUUCUGCCGCCGCCCCCUGGCGUCAGUACCACGGCGCGAUUGCGCUCCUCAGCAUCGUCCGCCUCCGCUACCGCCUCCGCUUCCGCGCCAGCAACCGCUUCCGCGCCGCGCACCGUAUUCAGUCCCAAUAAGACGCAACUGCCUUUCGAUCUGCCACCGGAGUUGGAGCCGCCAGCGCCGCAGCGGGUCGAGCCUGAAGCUCCGGUGCGGACCUCGACGGCAAUCGGUUACGACGUAUUCACGGAACUAGACCCCCUCGGCACGGGCCGGAGUAAACCUUACGUUGACAAAAAACUAUUCUUUCAGGAGCUCAAAAACCCCCCAAAGAAAGUGCUCAAAGAUCUCGUCCCGUCUCAGUCUCUCCUUACCGAGAUGUCGGAAAAAGAGUACGGUCAAACGACUAUGACGUCACUAACGCGGCACUCCGGUGGCACGGUUUCCAUCGGGCGACCGUUGUAUUCCGCGGGGAAUUUUUUCGCGCAGAUCGAUCCGUUCGAGGAGACGGAUCCGUUUGACAGCACCGAUCCUUUUUCGGACUCGUUUAAGGAGGAUCCCUUCACGAGUAUGCAGGAGUUUCCGAAACAGAGACGGAGUAAGAAUACGAUGACGAUGCGGGAGGAGUACGGUCGGAAGCUGGAUAGAGCGGAGUCGCAAUCGCAAAAGACGCAACUGCAAUCGCAGUCGAAGCCGCAAAUGCAGUCCCAGUCGCAAACGCAGUCGCAAGUGCAGGAGGGGAAGAAUGUGUUUAAUGGCCCGCUGCAGGUCACGUUGCCACCUGAGCCCGUUCCUAAGUCUCCUAGGCUACAAAGACAGAACACAGACACAAGCUCAAUCCGGCAACGUCCACAACCCAGUUCCAAACUGAACGCAGAAAGCGCGUCCCCCCCACCCCCCCUGCCCCCGAAGAAAGUCGGCGAACUCGCGGUCGCCCGCCCCCCACCUCGACCCCCUCUGAUUGAGGAGGAGGGGCCGCCCCUGCCGCGCCCGGCUAGAAAGAGAGAGCCUCUGGCGGACCGCAGCAUGAAGCCGCGUUUAUCUUCCGCUGCCACGACGAGCAGUGAGGACGAAUACCUGUCGCCCGCUCCGCCGCCGCUGCCCGCCGCUCGGCGCUUCGAUAUCACCCUUAGUCAGCUGCUCACGUGUAGUAUGGACGAGCUAGCUCACAGGUUAAGAGUUCCUUCGGCGACUUUGUCGUCCAUGACGCUGCCUCAGCUCACGGAUUACCUCCGGUCCUACCUCGCAGCCGACAAUGAUAGAGCGCACAUCCACAUAGAACCUUCCCAAUCAGAUAAAGACAAAGACAGACCCCCGCUUUCGACAGCGAUAUCGACCACAAUAUCCGACAAACCCCCUCCAACUACCUCAUCAGUUACGUCCAUUGCGUCCGAAUUCAAGCCACAGUUCGAAGACAACUUCACUCCGACGGAGACGGGCGAAUUCGUCGCGAACUUCGACGAUUUCGACAAGAAAGCGAACCCAAGCUACGACCGAUAUGCCGCCUUUAGGGAAAUACAAGAACAGGAACUGCAAGCUAAAUCCAUGCUAGAUCCUAUUGAUGACAGCAAUGCCGAAGAACUUAAACAGGACUCUGAUGAAAAAGAAGAAUUAGCCGAAAUAAACGAUAUAAUGAUAAGCAAUCAAGGGGAAGUGAAAGAUAACAAUCGUAGCCCCUUAAAAACAUUAGACGAACUGACUUUAGACUCUUUCAACAUGUUCAGACAAUCCGUCAGUCCGAAACCGACGCAGAUCGAAGCGAAAAUCGAAGACAUAAAGUCCGUUAUGAAGAAUUUGCAAUUGGAACAGUCUAGAAGAUCUGUGUCGCCUAGAGAGAAUAACACUGAAGUAAAAGCUGAAGAUAAUAACGAUAGAAAUAACGAUAGAUAUGCGGCGUUACGUGAAAUAACUAUAACUGAACCUCAAGACGAAUUCGAGUCGUUACCACCCGAAGCGCCUAAAGAGCGAAAGCGAUCUGAUGAGAAAUCGGAUGGAUUUGAUAACAGUGACUUCUUUGACUGUAUUGACAACAGCAGUCUGUCCUUUUCACACGUGGAGGAGGCGUUCAGGAAGAGCCCGGUGGUGAAAGAGAAGGAAGAGGUGAAAGAGAAGCCUAAGGAAGAGGUGAAAGAGAAGCCAGUAGAGCUGGCGCCUGUGAGGGACUUACAGCCGCCGCAGAGGCUGUCUACGGGGUCUAUUAGCGACGUGGCCAGUGGUUCGUCUCCGGAUACUAAAGAGAAGUGUGUGUCGCGCGGCGCUGGUCGCUCGGGUCGUUGGGCGGUGCUGGGCGCGGGCGCGUCGCCGUGGUCGUCGGACUCGCGCGACUCGGAGCCCCGCCACGCGUGGCGCGAGCGCCGCCGCCGCCACCACAGCCCGCCGCCCGCAGUUCAAACGUCGUCAUCGUCACGUGACGUGUCACCGUGGGACGAAGAGCCCCCGCCCAGCCGCCUGCAGCGACCUCCGCAUCGCGAUCGAGAGUCUAGGCACAACUCAUCGCAAGGCUCAAGAGAAUGCCUAGACUCCGGCAGCGGGCGAGAGAAGGACAAAAUACGAGACAAGAGAGACAGCCGCGACAGAGACAGAGAUCUCAGCAGAGAGGGACGGGAGUCCCGAAGGGAUUCGGGCAGCGGUCGGGACCGCCGUGACGUCAGCAAAGAACGUGACCAUAGAGACCAUAGAGAUCGGCAUAGAAGGAGUAGAGAUAGGGAAAACGACACGUGGGAUCGAGACAGAACGUACAGCAGGGAGAGAGAGCGAGACAGGACGUAUAGCAGAGAACGGCCGAAGGAUUACAGGGAUAAAGAAAGGGACAGACAUAGAAAGCCGCGGCAUUCGUACGAUGAGGAGGAGGAUUACAGCGACGGUUGCGGGUCUGGCAGAUCGUCUCCCAGGGGAUGGGGCUCCGACCAGCGGUGGCGAAGUAACGAACGAAAUUAUGGGUCAUUGGGGUGGCGUGAGUCGAGGCGGCGGAAUGAAGGCAGGCAGGACGAGCUUAGCGAACGAAGGUAUGGAUCGACGCUCGGCUGGCCGUCGCGUCGCUCCACCAACAGUUCCUCCCGCCGCGAUUCCGAUCGCGACACCCGUGACCCUCGCGACCCUCGCGACCGUGACCCCCGUGACCCCCGUGACCCCCGCGACCCGCGCGAACCCCGCCGCCGCUCGAGACGCGAAGACCCGCGACAGCGGCGUGACUAUCGGUUCUCGAACGACUUCUCGCCUCGGGAGCGGACGAGUCCGUUCGACAAUGACUUCACAGAGCCCCCGCCCGUCAGGAAGAAGGCGCCUUAUGCUAAUCUCGAAGGAACGAGAUUCGCGUUCGAGUCGGAAGAGAUAACCGCGUCCCCGCUGUCGACGGGCAGCGCGCGGGCGGACGAGCCGGCCUCGCGGUUCCGCUUCGACUCGGACUCCGUGUCGCCGCGCUCGCUGUUCGAGGACGACUUCACGCUGCCCCAGGCCCGAGGCCGCGCCGCCUCCAUCGCCGAGGAGGACGAGGACGUGCCGCCGCUGAGGCCCAAACCCCAGUCGACCCAGAGGGACAUCAAAAAAUCGGAAUCCGUCAACAUCUUCACGCGCGAGUCUGACCCGUUCGAAGGCGACGAUUUCUUCGCCUGCACGGGAUCCGACCGCGCCGCGCGCCGCGAGAACUGGCCAGGGGACUUUCAGGGGUUUAAUGCGUGAGGCCGAGUUCGCUUCGUCGUGUGACCAUAGACUAAAUAGUGGACUGG